Salvia miltiorrhiza (redroot sage) is the source of this 1744-nucleotide messenger RNA. RefSeq lists its product as uncharacterized. Gene Ontology annotation, cellular component: cytoplasm. Bases 165 to 1565 code for a protein of 466 amino acids. Lineage: Eukaryota; Viridiplantae; Streptophyta; Magnoliopsida; Lamiales; Lamiaceae. Gene Ontology annotation, molecular function: pyridoxal phosphate binding; L-kynurenine:2-oxoglutarate transaminase activity. The record is from RefSeq and is a predicted model, not a curated record. The transcript has 2 exons. Gene Ontology annotation, biological process: biosynthetic process.
AAUUAAUGGAGGACAAAUUCACUACAAAUACAGAUCGAAAAAAAUAAAUAAACGUUUUAAUAUGGCAAAUGUCUGCUCGUGGACUCGUCUUUAUAUGGCAAUUUGGUAAUGAAAUCCCAAAUUGAUUCAUCAAAUCCCUAAAUCAAAGAACAGCAUUCAAGCUCAUGCUCCACUCCACUUCUUCUCAUCAAAUGUUUAGACCACACAUGGUUAAACCCAUCAAAUUUUCCCAAAUAUUUUCCAAUAACAUAGGCAUAAAGUUAGGAAUUUCUGCAGGUCACAGCUUCCGCUGCAGCUUGAGGAUUCCACCAAUCAUGGCUACUUCAAUUUCCACUGCCGCCACGACUCAGCAGCAGCACGUUUCAACUCAGAGCGAGUCGUCUCCGAACUCUGCGACUCGGCCUCUCCAGAUUGCGAAGCGGUUGGAGAAGUUUAAAACGACAAUUUUCACACAAAUGAGCAGCCUCGCAAUCAAGCACGGCGCUAUCAAUCUUGGACAGGGCUUCCCCAAUUUUGAUGGUCCGGAGUUUGUGAAAGAAGCUGCUAUUGAGGCCAUUCGAGACGGUAAGAAUCAGUAUGCUCGUGGAUAUGGAGUCCCCGACUUGAACUCAGCCGUUGCUGACCGUUUUAGGAUCGACACCGGGCUCGUGGUCGAUCCAGAGAAGGAAGUUACGGUCGCCUCCGGAUGCACGGAAGCAAUAGCUGCGACGAUUCUAGGCCUUAUAAACCCCGGUGAUGAAGUCGUCGUCUUUGCUCCGUUCUACGACUCAUAUGAAGCCACUCUGUCCAUGGCUGGCGCUAAAAUAAAGUCCAUCACCCUAAAGCCCCCGGACUUCUCCGUCCCGAUUGAUGAGCUGAAGUCCGCUGUCACGAAGAACACCCGCGCCAUCCUGAUGAACACUCCGCACAACCCUACCGGUAAAAUGUUCACAACAAAGGAGCUUGAGAUCAUUUCCUCGUUGUGCACGGAGCAUGACGUGUUGGUGUUCUCCGACGAAGUUUAUGACAAGCUGGCCUUCGAGAUGGACCACGUCUCCAUCGCCUCACUCCCAGGGAUGUACGAGUGGACCGUGACCCUGAACUCACUUGGGAAGACGUUCUCACUGACCGGGUGGAAGAUCGGGUGGGCAAUUGCCCCCCCGCACCUGACGUGGGGGGUGCGGCAGGCGCACGCCUUCCUCACGUUCGCAACGUCCACCCCGAUGCAGCACGCUGCGGCGGUGGCCCUCCGGGCGCCCGAGUCGUACUACGAGGAGCUCAGGCGUGACUACGCGGUGAAGAAGAGAAUCCUGGUGGAGGGCCUGAAGGCUGUGGGCUUCACUGUCUUCCCGUCGAGCGGGACCUACUUCGUCGUGGUGGACCACACCCCGUUCGGGCUGGAAAAUGAUGUCGCCUUCUGCGAGUAUCUGAUCAAGGAAGUCGGUGUUGUCGCCAUCCCCACGAGCGUCUUCUACCUCGAUCCGGAGGAGGGGAAGAAUCUUGUGAGGUUUACCUUCUGCAAAGAUGAAGUCACUCUUCGAAGCGCAGUGGAGAGGAUGAAGGAGAAGCUGCUCUUGAAGAAAUGAUAAUAAUGCUUUGUGUUUUUCAUUAAUCUUAUUUCCAUUUUUGCAAAAUUUGUGAUCAAUUUGUAAGGAGAUAUAGCUAUUGACAUAUAUAUUAGGCAUUUGAAUUUGUAAUGUAUUGUUGUCGGAGGCAACCAUCCACAAUUUUCAUUGUAGUUCUGGAAUAAAUUGAAUUUUUUGAA